Mangifera indica (mango) is the source of this 1716-nucleotide messenger RNA. Its product is annotated as cytochrome P450 94A2-like. The coding region runs from base 69 to 1595 and encodes 508 amino acids. The transcript has a single exon. Lineage: Eukaryota; Viridiplantae; Streptophyta; Magnoliopsida; Sapindales; Anacardiaceae. Gene Ontology annotation, molecular function: iron ion binding; heme binding; oxidoreductase activity, acting on paired donors, with incorporation or reduction of molecular oxygen. The record is from RefSeq and is a predicted model, not a curated record.
UUAUAAAAACCCAACCAUACGACUUUCUUCUUCAACUUUUCCUUCAAAACUCAAAUCUUUUGUCGGUCAUGGCGCUUAAUCUUCUAACUUCAGUUCUCCUUAUCAUAAUCACUUCGCUAGUUUUCCUUCUCAUCACCAGUCAAAGGAGCUCCAAAACAAAGGGUUCAUCAUCAUCGUAUCCUUCCAGUAAUGUAAUUCUUCCAAAAUGCUACCCAAUAGUGGGCUCCUUUUUCUCUUUUCAAGCCAACAAAAACCAAUUACUCCAGUGGGUAACUAAAAUUCUGCAAAAUAUCCCUUCUGCAACAUUUACCUUGCAUAGGUUAGGAGGCCAGGUCUCUAUCUUCACAGCCAAUCCAGCCAAUGUCCAGCAUAUCCUCAAAACCAACUUUAAGAAUUACCCAAAAGGCGCUGGAUUCGGAACAACUCUCUCCGACUUUCUAGGUCACGGUAUUUUCAAUAUUGACGGCGAACAAUGGAAAUUUCAAAGACAGAUUUCAAGUCACGAGUUCAAUACCAAAACCCUCCGAAAAUUUGUCGAAACCGUCGUUGAAACUGAACUCUCCGAUCGCCUUAUUCCCAUUCUUGAAAAGGCGGCUGCCGAUAAACAAGUGCUAGAUUUUCAAGAUGUUCUUCAACGAUUUGCUUUUGAUAAUAUAUGCAGGAUCGCUUUUGGGUACGAUCCUGAAUAUCUGUUGCCAUCUUUUCCCAAAGCCAAGUUCGCUCAAGCUUUUGACGAGUGUGUUAAAAUAAGCAGCGAAAGAUUUCAAGCGCCUUUACCCAUAAUCUGGAAGGCUAAACGGCUUCUCAAUAUUGGCUCCGAAAGGCGUCUAAAACUUGCAAUUUCUGAAGUAAAAGAAUUUUCAAAGAACAUCAUAAAAGAAAAAAAACAAAACCCAGAUGAGUCCAUGGAUCUUUUGACACGAUUCUUAAGCGCAGGCAAAUAUGACGAUGACUUUGUCACUGAUAUAGUCAUCAGCUUCACACUCGCCGGACGAGACACAACAUCUGCUGCUUUGACGUGGUUCUUCAUGCUGAUCUCAAAACAUCCUGAAGCCGAAAAAGAAAUUCUCAACGAAAUCAAAGAAAAAUCAGACACGCCAGUAUAUGAGGACAUAAAAGAUAUGGUGUACACGCACGCAUCACUCUGCGAGAGCAUGAGAUUCUACCCACCGGUACCUGUAGACUCCAAAGUAGCGGAGAACGACGACGUAUUGCCAGACGGGACAAUUGUGAAGAAAGGCAUGCGAGUGGCGUAUCAUCCAUACGCAAUGGGGAGAAUGGAGAAGCUGUGGGGAAAAGAUUGGAGCGAGUUCAAGCCAGAGAGGUGGUUGAAGAGGGAAGAAGAUGGCAGUUGGAGCUUUGUUGGAAGGGAUUCGUACAAAUAUCCUGUGUUUCAAGCAGGGCCGAGGAUAUGUUUAGGGAAGGAGAUGGCGUUUUUGCAGAUGAAGAGAGUAGUAAGUGGGGUGUUGAAGAGGUUCAAGGUGGUGCCGGUGAUACAGGAGACUGUUGAGCCAGAGUUUGUGGCCCAUUUGACGGCCAAGAUGAAAGGUGGGUUUCCGGUCAGGAUUGAGGAGAGGAAUGACUUCAAACUAUAAGGACCAUGUACUAACGGACAAAUGUCGUAUGUGUAUGGCAUAUUGUAUUAAUAAUUUAAAAUUAAAAUUUCUCUGUAUGUUUUCUAUAAAUAAUAAUGAAAUAAUAUAUUAUUAGUUAUUA